Sander lucioperca (pikeperch) is the source of this 2115-nucleotide messenger RNA. RefSeq names its product FYN-binding protein 1. The transcript has 16 exons. Lineage: Eukaryota; Metazoa; Chordata; Actinopteri; Perciformes; Percidae. Gene Ontology annotation, cellular component: plasma membrane. Gene Ontology annotation, biological process: T cell receptor signaling pathway; integrin-mediated signaling pathway; protein localization to plasma membrane. Gene Ontology annotation, molecular function: protein binding. Bases 149 to 1870 code for a protein of 573 amino acids. The record is from RefSeq and is a predicted model, not a curated record.
UCAGUUACCCUGUUGCCUACGCUUGAGCAUUUCCUCAUUUGCAGUAAGUUUAGUAACACAGGUCUGUACAGUAGCAUUAGCCUCGGUACUGAAUCACUGCUGGACAUGGAGCACUUUAUCCAUCAUUAAACCAUCACUAAAGGCAAAUAUGGGGGAGAGCAUUGAUGUCAAGGCUCUGAGGGCCAGGUUCAACAACAAGGCCGGCAACUCGGACACCAGCAGCCGAGACAGCGGCUCCCCAAAAUCUCCACGACCUGGGUUUGGGAGACUGAUCCUGCCACUGACGGAGAACGAUCUGGCGCAUCACAGACUGUCUCCUACCAUUCCUCCUCCUCCGAUGGCUAGCCCAGGCCUGGGGAGGUUGCCAAGGGCAGAACCAAUGGCAGCCUCCAUCCCCGCCAAACCGGUUUCUUUCCCUCGACCGCCUCCCACUCCUGGAGUCAGAGCAUCCAUCCAGCCGGCAGAACCCGGCAAGGUGAAGUUGAAGGGGGAGAUGCUACAGAACAUGAUGAUGAGGCACCAGAGGCCUCCAGGCAUCAAGCCCGCCCUGGCUCCGGCAUCAGCUCAGUCCCCUGCACCAGCUCCCACGUCCACCCCGCUACCACUUCGACAGCAGCCCCGACAGAGGAGUGCAGGGGAUGUGACCCCACUCAGGAGGCCUCUACCCCCUGAAGGACCUCUUCCUUUGAAACCCAAACGCCCUCCCAAUGUCAACCUGGAGCCCUUUCUGAGGUCCAAUCGAGGACCUGCCCUUCCUGGUCCAAGAAAGAGUGACGCAGGUUCCCCGGGUUCAGCAGGCAAAAAGUUGUCUUUACCAACAAUCAUCAGUCCUCCAAAACUGCCACCACUACGAUCCAACAAACCCAGCAGGCUGCCGCGCCAAAUUGCCUCUGUGGACAUUGAGGAUAACCAGGACUUCUACGAUGACAUUGCAAGCUUUGAGAAGAACGAUUCCUGGAGUGACAACAGUUCACCGUGUAUAGAUGGGGAUGAUGAUGACGACGUGUAUGAGUUUAUUGAUGAGGACCAAUUGGAGCUAAACCGGUUAAAUGCUGAGAAGCAAAACAAAAAAGAAGCAAAGACACAACUUGCAAAGGAGAAGAAAGAUCAGAUGGAGCGUCAGAAAAAAGAAAAUGAGUUGAGGAAGAACUUUCAGUUGCAAGGUGAGGUGGAGGUUCUUCAUACAGCCAGAGUGAGACAUGACUGGCAUGGAGGAGGAAAGCUGGACCUCAGCGUACGCGAAGGAGAGAGCGUGGAGAUCCUCAGAGUGAAGAAUAACCCAGGAGGCAAAUGGUUGGCUCGCUCUCUUAAAGGAAACUGCGGAUACAUCAGUAACACAUGUGUGGAUGUUGACUAUGAGGCAGUAAAGCGCAAAUUGCUACAGUCCAGAAAAAUAGACACAUCACCGUUGCCUCCACCACCUCCAGACCCCCCACUGAUGUUAUAUGUGGAGUCCAACAGCAGUGACAGCAUGCUUCAAGAUGACGAUGACUAUGAUGACGUUCAACCAAUAACUGAGGGUUUCCCCCCACCACCACCUGAAAUCAGCAUAGAUCCCAAAGUGGAGAAAGAGCUAAGGAAAAGAUUUAAGUAUGAAGGGCCUCUCAGGGUGCUGCACACCAUGAUGGUAGAUCCUAAUAGCAUCAUAAAGAAGCCAGGGGGGAAGGAUCUGCACGUGACUCAAGGAGAAGUCGUGGAUGUCAUUCAGCUCACCAACAGCAAGAAAGCUCUGUGUUGCAACCAGUCUGGAAAAUAUGGCUAUGUGUCCAGAUCUCUUCUUCUUCAAAUGGAAGGAGACAUUUACGACGAUGUUGACUACGCAGGCAGUGCUGACGUCUACGACAACGACUCUCCACACACUGAUUAUUGAAACAAACUAAACACAGACUAAGACAGUAAGAGAGUGAUAUACAGACAGACAAAAGAAACAAACUAUAAACAUGUAAAACUUAAGCUAUAUAAUACUAUUAUGUAAGUUAUAUAAUUAAGUAUCCACCUGGAUACACAUUUUUGCUUUACUUAACUCCACCUGUUACAUUCAAUUAAAAAUGUUUAAACACCAGGCUGCCUGUUACAACUGAGGUGGAACAGAAAAUAGCUGUCUGGCUCACAAAC